UACUUGAUACUAAGCCAUUUUCUCUGAAAAUAACUUAAUUUGCAUCCAUUAAAGUAAUUAGGUAAACCACAAAAUAUUGCUCUAUUAACUUAUCAACUAAUUGAUGUUUGCCCUAAGAGAUGAAGAGAGAACUCUAUUUACUCGUCGCUUUCCUGGUGAAUGUACACUUGAUCAGAGAGGUUCAAUCUCUAGUUGAGUUUACGAACAUCAAAUGUGAAGUGGUGGACCCCGAAUUCUGUAAUUUCGAAUAUUGCUAUUUGAAGUCUGUGAACCGAACCUACAAAUACUGUGAUCUAAAAGUGAAUCUCUAUAAAACUCCGGUAACCAAAGUGAAGCUUAACUCUGCCAUUUAUAAGUUUGCCAAUGGCUAUAAGCCUUUCAUGUACAAUGUUACUGUUGAUGCUUGCAAGUUCCUAAAAAAUCCAAAAUCCAACCCGGUUACUGGCUACAUCCAUGGUUUCUUCAAGGACUUUUCCAAUAUGAACCACUCUUGCCCCUACGACCAUGACCUUGUGGUGGAUAAACUGUCAACUCAGUUUUUUAAUGACCGAGUGACUAAGAUUCUGCCUUUUCCGGAGGGAAAGUACAUGGUCCAUAUGAACUGGAUUGCCUAUGACACUAUCAGAGCUGUGUUUAAGCUAUACCUCCAAAUAUUGUAA
Drosophila eugracilis is the source of this 659-nucleotide messenger RNA. RefSeq lists its product as uncharacterized. Bases 120 to 659 code for a protein of 179 amino acids. The transcript is spliced from 5 exons. Lineage: Eukaryota; Metazoa; Arthropoda; Insecta; Diptera; Drosophilidae. The record is from RefSeq and is a predicted model, not a curated record.